GGCUGCUUCAUCCCCUUUGUUGUCUCCUGGGUUCAUCUUCUUCUCUCUCCGUCUAUCUACUUUCUCCCCUCACCAUGAGAGUCCACACCCUCCUGCCGCUGGCCGGGCUGGCCAGCGCCAGUGCGUCCGCCACCAAGGGAUGCAACGUCAUCAAGGGGGCGCUGGAACAGGUCUACCUGCCCAACAGCUCGGUGUACGAGUACGAGGCGCAGAACUUCUGGUCCAACACGGAGCUGAUGUCGCCGGGCUGUGUGUUCCGGCCGCAGACCAGCGCGCAGCUGGCCCGGGGGCUUGAGAAGCUGGUGGCGGCGGAGGCGAAGUUUGCGGUGCGCGGAGGUGGACACAUGGGGAUCCGGGGAUCGAACAAUAUCGACGACGGGGUGUUGAUUGUCAUGUCGAACCUGACGACGCUGGAGUUGUCCGCUGACCAGUCGGUCUUGCAUCUCGGUCCGGGAUUCCGCUGGCAACAAGUCUACGACUUCCUCGAGCCCUACGAGCUGGCCGUGCCCGGGGGUCGUCUCGGCCCCGUCGGGGUGCCCGGUCUCUUGCUGGCCGGCGGCAUCAGUUAUUAUGGCAACCAGGUGGGCUUCGCGUGCGACUCGGUCAUCAACUACGAGGUGGUGCUGGCCAACGGCACCAUCGUCGAGGCCAACGCGACCUCGCACGCGGACCUGUUCUGGGCCCUCAAGGGGGGCAGUAGCAACUUUGGCCUGGUGACGCGCUUCGACAUCGAGACGCUGCCGUCCACCAAGGUGUGGGCGGGGACUUGGACUGUCGCCGAGGAGUAUAUCCCGGAUUUCCUGGCUGCCACCGCCGCUUUUGCCGCCAACAACACCGACCCCAAAACCCACAUCGUGCCUGCGGUGGUGCCCUCCGCCGACUCUGCGGUGGGCUCGGUGAUUCUGUUCUACGACAGCCCCAACGUCAGCUACCCCGAUGCCUUCAAGCCGUUCACCGACAUUCCCGCCGAGGCCAACACGAUGGCCUUUAAGACUGUGGCCGAGAUGGCCCGCGAGAUGGGCGAGGUCGUGACCAGCCACAUCAAUGACAUCUUCGUCGCCGGCACCAUCAAAGCCACCACCUACGACGACCUCCUGCAGGGCGUCAACAUCAUCAACGCCACCUUCGCCGCCCAGCUCCCCAAGCUCUAUGCCCAGAUCCCCACCGCCAACAUCUCCAUCAUCGAGCUCGACUGGCAGCCGAUCGGGGCGCAGUGGAUCGACGCCUCCAACGCCCGCGGCGGCAAUGCCCUGGGCCUCAACGCCUCGGAGAUCUACCUGUGUUACGCCGAGGUGGUCGAGUGGAUCGGCAGCGCGUAUGAUGAGGUGGUGGGCGCGUGGGUGGUCGAGACCACGGAGCUGAUCAACAACGCGACGGAUGCGGUCGGUCUGUAUGAUCCCUUCAACUACAUGGGCGAUGCCGCCUGGUUCCAGGAUAUCUAUGGCGGGUAUGGAGCGGAGAAUGUGGCCAAGUUGCAGGAGAUUGCCAGUGCCUAUGAUCCCGAGGGGGUGUUUCAGACCUUGAUGCCGGGUGGGUAUAAGAUCUUUUAA
This is a messenger RNA of Aspergillus saccharolyticus JOP 1030-1, 1550 nucleotides long. RefSeq names its product FAD-binding oxidoreductase. Lineage: Eukaryota; Fungi; Ascomycota; Eurotiomycetes; Eurotiales; Aspergillaceae. Gene Ontology annotation, molecular function: FAD binding. The record is from RefSeq and is a predicted model, not a curated record. Bases 75 to 1550 code for a protein of 491 amino acids. The transcript is spliced from 5 exons.